Molecule: messenger RNA, 1674 nt
Organism: Pediculus humanus corporis (human body louse)
Lineage: Eukaryota; Metazoa; Arthropoda; Insecta; Psocodea; Pediculidae
Exons: 6
Coding region: 1-1674 (557 amino acids)
Cellular component (GO): nucleus; cytoplasm
Molecular function (GO): RNA polymerase II CTD heptapeptide repeat phosphatase activity; RNA polymerase core enzyme binding
Source: RefSeq, a predicted model, not a curated record
AUGGCGUCUAAAUCAAAGAAAAAAAAUAUUCCUAAAAGUAUUAAAGACAUGAGCAAAGAAGAACUUCAGGAAACAUUGGAGAAAAAGAAAAAACAAAAUGCUAAAGCUCAAAAAAUAGUCGAAAUGCUCUGCGAGUUAAAAAUUGAUGAACAAUGGUUUUUAGAUAAUCACAUCAAUCAAUCACAUUUUGAAGAUGUAACAAUCGAACGUAGCAUUUCAAAAAUAUGUGGUUACCCACUCUGUGAUAAUGAAUUAAAAAAUAUCUUGACUCAACAAUUUCAUAUUUCGACUAAGUAUAAUAGAGUUUUCGAUAUUACCCAAAGAAAAAAUUUCUGUUCUUCUUUAUGUUACAAAUCUGCAAUGUUUGUUAAAAAUCAAUUAUUCACAAGUCCUUUGUGGUUUAGAGAUCAAGAAUUGAUUCCAACUUACACAUUAAUGAAAUCUGCUAACUGUGAUAAUGAAAAAAAAAUGGCUCCAACAAAUUCAAAUCGUGAGGAUAAUUUUAAACUUAACAUAAAUUUAAGUAAUUUAACCAUUAAUGAUUUUUCUCCAUUAAAUGAAUCACAGUCGACGGUGGAUAAAAUACCUAGUACUAGUUUUAAUGCAAAAUGUGAUGAUGAAAUUUAUGCGAAAAAAGAGUGCGAGACAAAAGAACCUGUUCAAAUUUCAAAACAUUCAAAUACUGUCAAGGUAAAAAACUCAUCAGACACCUUCGGUAUUGUAAUUAAAGAAAAUAUAAAUGUUUUGAAUAAUGUUGAAACUGAUAAAGAAUUAAAUGAUUCUAAUAUCCCAAAAGUUUUAAGUAAGGAUAACAACAAUUUAGACAAUAAUGUUUUGUCUAAUGUAAAAGAAACAAAUUUGAAUUAUAAUGAAAGUCGUCAAUUAGAGGACACUAGAAAUUGUAUGACAGGUAUUGAAAAAGUAGAAGCCACCAUGUUUGAAUGGUUUACCAUUGACACAUUCUUUUUUUUGCACAGUGAAAAAAAACUAAAAGAAUUAUUUCACAAUAAUUAUGAUAACCUGAAAGAAAUUUUGAAUUCGAAACUUUCUAAAACGACAUCGACUGAAAAAAUUGAAAAAAUAAUAAAAUUGUAUGGAUUACUCGAAACUGAUGUGUUUAAUGAUGAAUUGACGAAAACAAAUUUAAAACCAUUGCCAGAUUAUUCAGCUCUGCAAGAAGAGGGAGAAUUUCAAAUAGGAAAAUCAUUAAAAGGCAAUGAUGAUGAUGAUGAUGAUGAUGAUAAUGGAAAUAAGAAAGAUGUAACGGAAGAAACCAGUAAUAGUGUUUACUUACCUUUGAUUGAUUCUCAAUCACAAAAUACAUUAAGGCAGAAUAUUUUACUGUCAAAACUUAAUAAAAUAUUGCCAGAAAUCUUCAGAUUAUUUUCUACUGAAUACACAUUACCUAUGAAUGAAAUAAAAAAAAUGAUUACAACAUUUAAAUUAUCUCCUCAUAAUAUUACAUUUAAACCGAUUGAAUGGAAUUUAAUAGGAAUUAUUUUACUGAAACUAUUUUCUAUAAAAGAUAAAUGUAUUUACUCAAUUUUAACACUGGACUCCUCACAAAUUCAACUGAACAUUUUUUUAGAAAAUUUUUAUUUAAAAACUGAUUAUUUAGAAACACUUAUUAGUAAAUUAACAAAUACCAAUAACGUAUUGGAAAGUUUAAAGUGA